CAAAACUAAGCCUAUACCAUUGUGACUUAAACAAAACUCGAAUUUCAAAUUUUAAAUUUAAUAUAAGAGGCAAAGAAAAACAGAAAAUGUUCGUACAAACCUUCGGAAUCAAUCAUUGCAAUAAUAAUGAGUUAUUACAAAACACCACGAUGGAUAUUGAUAGAAAUUAUGCGGAGCUAUGCAAUGAUUUGGAUCUGGUAUCGAGAUUCUGUUUACCAAUAUGUUGUCGUGAUAAUGAAAUACGUGAAGUUGCAUUAGAUGUGAUAUCGAAAACGGUUGAAGGCUGGCUAGACGGAGUUGGGAGUCCGAAACAUUCUAAUACCGAAAAUAAUCUCGAACAUUUACCAAGUGGAAAUAAUAUGAAUUCAUUUUGUGAAAAGAAAAAUGGUGAAAGUGAACUUCGAAAUGGUCAAUCAGUCAUUGCGAAUAUACCAAAAGAGUAUAUGGAUUUAGUGGCUUUACAUUUACCGAUUAUUUUGAGAUUAUCGAUCAAUUGUCCAUUCGCGAAUGUUCGUGAAAAAUGUAAACAAAUUCUUCAAAUUGUCAGGGAUCGAGGAUUGCCUGUGCCUUAUCCGGUAAAAAAUGGUCCGAGCGAUUAUAUCAAUUCAAGAGAGUUUUUGUCAUGGGAUACGCAAAGUGAUAAGACGCAUACAUUGUUCAUCGAUGCGUUCCUCCAAAACAACAGAUUGGAUCAUGUCAGUCAGGUAAUGGGAUUACAUCCAGCAUACUUGAAUCAUUUCCUGAAAACGCAAUACUUUAUUUUGCGUGGAGAUGGGCCAUUACCAUAUGACUUCAGGCAUUACAUUGCAAUAAUGGCUGCAGGACGACAUCAGUGUAGUUAUUUGAUUAGUCUUCAAAAACAAGAAUUUUUAUUGCAAGGUGGUAAUCCUACGUGGUUGAAAGGACUAUCAUAUAUUCCAAGGAAACUAAGAAAUUUAUAUGAAAUAAAUAAAAUCUUAGGGCAUCGUCCUUGGUUAUUAAAUAAAUCUCAUAUUGAGAAAUUAACCAAAGGAGGUCCAGAUAGUUGGUCGUUAGCCGAAGUGGUACAUGCUAUUGUAAUAUUAGCACAUUUUCAUUCGUUAUGUUCUUUUGUAUUCUCGUGUGGUGUAAAUGAAGAAGUUGAUCAAGCUGGUGGACACGCUUAUCAAGCAUCAAAUCCCACACCUGAUGAUGAUUCAAGUGCCAUUGCAGAAUGUACAACAUCAAAUAAUAUUUCUAGAAGUCAAUCACAAAAAAUUGUUAACGAUACAAGACAAAAUCAUGAAGGCGCAACAUCAUGUAUAGGACGAUCACCACCACCAGAGCCAGAAGUUGGUAUUGUUACGUUAAUGGCACGCAUGAAAACAUUAUCAGAACGAACUGAAGAGUGUACACAGACUGAAUUAACAAAACGUUUCGAAAAUGUUGAAUCACAAUCAGCUGAAUUAGGUGCCGUCCCAGAACCAAUUACAGAAGUGGCAGCUGAUAUUAGUCAAUUUAUUGAUGAUCCUAAUUUCUUAUAUCAAGAUUUUGCUAGACGUGGUGAAAUAUCUGAUAUACCUACAUUUAGAGUACAAGAUUAUUCAUGGGACGAUCAUGGAUAUUCCUUAGUUAACAGACUUUAUAAUGAUGUGGGUUAUUUACUUGAUGAUAAAUUUAAGACUGCAUAUAAUUUAACAUACUAUACAAUGGGUGGACGUCGUGAUGUUGAUACAUCACGCUUUCGACGUGCCAUAUGGAAUUAUAUUCAGUGUAUGUUUGGUAUUCGUCACGACGACUACGAUUAUGGUGAAAUUAAUCAUUUGUUGGAGCGUAGUUUAAAAACAUUUAUUAAAUCAGCAUGCUGUUAUCCCGAGAGAGUUACUAAAAAAGAUUAUGAUCGUGUUCUUAGAGAAUUCGAACAUAGUGAAAAGGUACACGUAAAUUUAAUGGUAUUGGAAUCAAGAAUGCAAGCAGAAUUACUUUAUGCAUUAAAAGCCGUUAUGCGAUAUAUGACAUAAAAAGAAACCAAAGUACACAGAUUUAAAUCCAUUCUAAAUCUGUUAUCGUUUCUUGAAUGUUUAAUAAUAUUCUGCCGAUUAGUUUAGGAAUUAAUUUUGUUUGUGUAUCUCUUACUACAGUGAUGUUUGUAUCUAGAUGAAAAAAGAAUUAAUUAACGAUCGUAAGACAGAAAAACAAAUUAUUAAAUAAAAGAAAACAAUAAAACAAGGAAUUCACUUAUUCGUUUGUGCCAGUUGUGAAACUUUCAGUUCGUGUAAAAUAUUAUAUUUAACA
Molecule: messenger RNA, 2253 nt
Organism: Chrysoperla carnea
Lineage: Eukaryota; Metazoa; Arthropoda; Insecta; Neuroptera; Chrysopidae
Product: sestrin homolog
Exons: 8
Coding region: 87-1979 (630 amino acids)
Biological process (GO): cellular response to L-leucine; cellular response to leucine starvation; negative regulation of TORC1 signaling
Cellular component (GO): nucleus
Molecular function (GO): L-leucine binding; oxidoreductase activity, acting on peroxide as acceptor
Source: RefSeq, a predicted model, not a curated record